Molecule: messenger RNA, 3238 nt
Organism: Salvelinus sp. IW2-2015
Lineage: Eukaryota; Metazoa; Chordata; Actinopteri; Salmoniformes; Salmonidae
Source: RefSeq, a predicted model, not a curated record
UCAGAAAGCAGAACAWCCACAAACCCCUUCAGUGUUAGGAGGGUAAGGAGUCUACAAGUUCCCUGGCCUGUKAUCACGCUUGUUUGAACAUCGCAAUUGAGCAGAACAGGGGAGCAGCGACAAGACAUGCCUGUGCCAGUACCAAAACCACGGGCACGGUACAAGCGGGCUGGCGGGAGCUUACAGAGCCAGCUCUCUUCUGAGAGGGAUUUUCUAUGUGAUAAACCAGAUCCAGCAGCAACUACAGAAAAUCCUAGCAAAGGUAUUCCACCCACAAAUGAUUUGCUGGUAGAAAGUGAAGACAACCAUGCCAUUAUCCUAAAUAAACCUCCAUUCAGCCCUGCCAUCYCCAGCCCAGCUAAUGAGAAUCAAAGCCAGCAUAACUUCCCUCUCUUCAGAUCUGAUUCUGGAGUGACUCUGUCUUGCCCAUUAUUGGGCAGUAGUGAUCCAGAUGGACUCCACGACAGAUCUGCCUGGUCAUCCACCCCUCCAUGCAGUUCUGCUGCAGAUUAUGACCCUGAUAUCACUGUAGUAGCUGACUGGGCAAAAGACCUUGGAUCGGAAUCUUCCAAUGAUGAUGAUGCCGUUACUGGAGAAAUAAAGAACCCACCUCAGAUGAACAAUGUGGUGUCAAGGCAGGUUGGUGUUGUCCCCAAUGGAGAAAUCCCUCAGCCUCCUGUGGAACAGGCGUCUAUGCAGACCAGACCAAUCAAACAAAAGACCCCACGUGCUGCCACCAUCCGCGUCAGCAGGAGAAAGCAGGCAGCAGCGAGUGGUGGUGGUGCCCAGAUAGCAGAGUCCUCUCGUAGGGAGAGUGUCGUGUCCAGAUCCAGCUGGCUGGAUGUAUGGAAGGGACGCAGGCACAAUGUUCUGUGGGCCACCCUGGAUGGACCGUUGGUAUCACUAUGGAAGAAACGCACAGACAAGUUCACAGACAUAGUGUUCCACGUGUCAAGCAUCACCGACGUCCGUAAGCAGGAGAAAGGACGCUUCUCCAUUUACUUCAGCARGAAACACUUUGAGUUCAUGGCACACAACAAAGAGGUGCAGGAGGGCUGGGUGACUUCCCUCCUGGCUUCUCGUGGACGGGACGCCCCAGUCCCUCCGGAGCAGCAUGGAGCCCUGACCAUGAAGAACCCUCGCAGYAGCAGAGUGUACGCUGCCAUCUGUGGACACAACCUAUGGAUCUACAACAAUAAAGAGGACUUCCAGUUGGGGGUUGGGAUGACCUUUGUGUCCAUGAACGUGGCGUCAGUGAAGCAGACUGGCCGUCAUAACUUCAGCCUCAUCACACCGUACAAAACCUUCAAUUUCUCCACAGACUCGUUGAGGGAGCUGGGCGUGUGGCUGGGGAGCCUGACCCAGGUGAUCCGCAGUGCCCUGUCAUGCAGCGAGGUGGCCGAGCGACUCUGGGYCAGCCCWUGGAACAAAGUGUGUGCCGACUGUGGCUGUGCCAACCCUGAGUGGGCCUCAGUCAACCUGCUGGYGGUCRUCUGUGAGGCCUGUGCAGGCCAGCAUCGGUCUUUGGGCAUACACGUGUCCAAAGUGAGAAGCCUGAAGUUGGACAUUAAAGUGUGGACYGAACCUCUGAUUCUGCUCUUUGUCCAUUAUGGRAACAAAGCAGCCAAUGAWGUGUGGGCUCACAACGUGCCGGGUGCAGAGCAGAUCCUGCCGGACUCCUCUGUGGAUCAGAGGGGGGAGUUCAUUAGGGCCAAGUACACCAAGGGCCGAUACAGACGGACCCAUCCSUUAGCCUCCAGCCAGAACCUGCUCAACAAGAGGCUGUGUGAGAUAGUGUGUGGCCCUAACGUCCCAGAGACCAUGUCCCUGCUGUGCUCGGGGGCGCGGGUCCUGUGCCACUCAGGGGACCCUCAAUGCUCCUCACCCAUCUCACUGGCAGAGCGGGCUGGACAGGCCAUGCAGACUGAGCUCCUCAGACACAACGAGUACACAGAGGCCCCUGCCUAUGCUCAUCAGAAGCCCAGCAGAGACCCUGCUACCUCGGUCCCCUUGUCUGCUGCAGGAGAGGAGCUCCAUGGGAAGUUGGAGGAGGACCGYUUCCUGUUCUCCCAGGAGAAUGACUCUGCUGCCUGUGAUGUUCUGGACCUGAGGGAGGUCAUCUCCAUCUUCGACUGCUCCAACGGACCAACUCAUGCGUUUGAGAUGGUGACUCUGACGGACCAGUUGCUGUGCAGUUCGGAUACAGAAGAUGGUUUACUUGUACACCUUCUCCAUAUUCUCAAGGUGGUGUUGCCCGGGCCCAUAGAUGAGGAGGUGCUGGACAGGGGGUUUGCUAUGUCCCGGGUGUCUCUCAGGGAGGGAGGAGGCCUGCAGCACAACGAGGUYUGGGCAGUGCUCCGUGGAGGUCAGGUYCUCAUCUWUCCUACUGACCAGCAGCGCCACAGAGAAAGGCUAACACUCAACCUCGAGACGCAAUACAAGAUAGAUUCCUCUGAGAACACCAUAGAGCUGGUCACUGGAGAGAGAACCAUGUCCAUGCAGUUUGAACGAGACCACAGCUGUCAGUCCUGGCACAGCCUACUGAAACRGGCAGUGACCACARAGAGGAAGCUGUACCAGCUGCCCCCCAACGUCAUUGGCAAUGUGCCCCCUGCCAUCGAGAGGUGUAUCUCGCACAUCACACAAUAUGGUUUAAAGGUGGAUGGGCUGUACCGGCGCUGUGGCUUGGCCACAAAGAUCAGUUGUCUGGUGGAGGCCCUCUGCAGUUCACCUACAACUACCCCUCUGGACACAGACGAAGAGGGUCUCCUGGACGCUGCAGGGGCCCUGAAGCAGUAUGUCCGCCAGCAGGUGGUGCUCAUCCCAGAAACACACAGGAAACUAUGGGUKGAGGCUGCAGCUCACACAGAAGAGACCUUUAGACUGGCUACCUACCGCGGACUMCUGAAGAAGCUGCCCUCUGACAACAGAAUCACACUCAACGCCCUCUGCGGACACUUCUACAUAGUUCAGCAGUAUAGUACAGAGAACCGUAUGACAGCUCAGAACCUGGCGCUGGUGUUUGUCCCCACACUAUUCCCGGAGCUGGCCACGAACACUGACAUGGUGCAGCUCACCAGAGAGCUCAUUAUCCACCACACACUCCUCUUCCUGGGUAAAGAAGAGGAGUCUGACAUGGAGAGUGAAGAACUAAUAACUAAAUUAUAGAAGAAAUAUACAGUACCAGUCAAAAGUUUGGGCACACCUACUCAUUCCAGGGUUUUUCUUUUUUUGUACU